Ruditapes philippinarum (Manila clam) is the source of this 13240-nucleotide messenger RNA. RefSeq names its product mucin-2-like. The transcript has 56 exons. The record is from RefSeq and is a predicted model, not a curated record. Gene Ontology annotation, molecular function: protein binding. NCBI's taxonomy places the organism in Eukaryota, Metazoa, Mollusca, Bivalvia, Venerida, Veneridae. Bases 77 to 13132 code for a protein of 4351 amino acids.
GGCACCCCCAGGAUACUCCCCAACACCCGGACCUUCAACCACAGCUGCACCAAAAGUUUGCAUCUACAAAGGAAACAUGUACCAACAGGGACAACAAUGGCAAGAUGGCUGCAACUACAACUGUGAAUGUAUUGAUGCCAUGUCAGGACAAUACAAAUGUACAGAAGUCUGUGCCAAAUAUGAUGACCUUCCAGCUGGCUGUAGAAUGAUCACUGACCCAUACAAUCCUUGUUGUAAAAAACCAUACUGCCCAGCCAUUAAUGUCCCCACACCAGCUCCACCAGGUGUCUCCACAAUGGCUCCUACACCAGCACCAAAAACUGGCUGUAUGUAUAAUGGUGUGAGGUUUAGUGUGGGAGAACACUGGAAUGAUGGUUGUGACUUACAGUGUGUAUGUGAAGAUGAAAUGACCGGAUUCUACAGAUGUAAUGACAGAUGUAGAAAUUAUGAUGCACCAGAAGAAUGUACCUUGGUAACAGAUCCACGAGAUGCUUGCUGUAAAGUUCCAUACUGCCCAACACCUACCACACCUAAACCUUGGUAUCCAGGAAUGGUACCAACACCAGCUCCUGGAUUCACAUAUGCACCUGGUAAAGAACCAACACCAGCACCAGGUCUUACCUAUGCACCAGGCAUGUUCCCAACAUGGGUUCCAGGUAUGGUUCCAACACCAGCACCAGGUUACACAUAUGCACCUAACAAGCUACCAACACCUGCACCAGGGUUAACAUAUGCUCCUGGUCUUUAUCCUACAUGGGUUCCAGGAAUGCAACCCACACCAGCACCAGGUUUUACGUAUGCUCCAAACAAGAUACCUACACCAGCACCAGGGUUUACAUAUCCACCAGGCAAAUUCCCAACCUGGGUACCAGGCAUGGUACCAACUCCAGCACCUGGAAUUACCUAUGCUCCAGAUAAAAUACCAACGCCAGCACCAGGAAGCACAUACCCUCCAGGAAUGUACCCAACAUGGGUACCUGGAAUGGUACCAACACCAGCCCCAGGUUAUACUUACGCUCCAAAUAAGAUACCAACACCUGCUCCAGGAUUCACAUAUCCGCCAGGCCAGUUCCCAACAUAUGUACCAGGCAUGGUUCCAACACCAGCACCAGGUGUUACAUAUGCACCAUGGAAAAUACCAACACCAGCUCCAGGAAGAACAUAUGCACCAGGCAUGUUCCCAACAUGGAUACCUGGCAUGGUUCCAACACCAGCCCCAGGUGUGACAUAUGCUCCAAACAAGAUACCUACACCAGCUCCUGGAAGCACAUACAAACCAGGUUAUUUCCCAACUUACGUACCAGGUAUGGUACCAACACCAGCACCAGGUUUUACAUAUGCUCCAAAUAAAAUACCAACACCAGCUCCAGGAUCCACUUAUGCACCAGGCAAGUUCCCAACAUGGGUUCCAGGUAUGGUACCAACUCCAGCUCCUGGAUAUACUUAUCCUCCAUUCUUGGUACCUACACCAGCACCAGGUAUGACAUAUGCUCCAGGAAAAUUCCCAGUGAUCACUCCAAGUGCAUACCCAACACCAGCACCAGGCCAGACAUUCCCAACAUGGCAUCCAGGUAUGGUUCCAACUCCAGCCCCAGGACAGACCUAUGCACCAAACCUUAUUCCAACACCAGCUCCAGGAAGAACAUAUGCUCCUAACCAGUUCCCGACAUAUGUUCCCGGAAUGGUUCCAACACCAGCACCAGGAAAAACUUUUGCACCAUGGUUGGUACCAGGAUUUACUCCAGCACCAGGAUCUACAUAUGCACCAUUCCAGUACCCAACAUGGGUACCAGGAAUGAUCCCAACACCAGCACCAGGUGUAACCUAUGCUCCAGGAAAGAUUCCAACCCCAGCACCAGGACAAACUUAUGCACCAGGAUUCUUCCCAACCUGGGUACCAGGAAUGGUUCCAACACCAAUGCCAGGAAUGACAUUCGCACCAAAUAAAAUACCAACUCCAGCACCUGGAAGUACUUAUGCACCUGGUAAAUUCCCAACAUGGGUUCCAGGCAUGGUUCCAACACCAGCACCUGGUGUAACUUAUGCUCCAUGGAAAAUACCUACACCAGCACCAGGCAGCACAUAUGCACCUCUCAAAUACCCUACAUGGGUUCCAGGUAUGGUUCCUACCCCAGCACCAGGUGUUACAUAUGCUCCAAAUAUGAUACCAACACCAGCACCAGGCUAUACAUUUGCUCCAGGUCAAUUCCCUACAUAUGUACCGGGUAUGGUACCAACACCAGCACCAGGCAUGACAUAUGCACCUAAUAUGAUACCAACACCAGCACCUGGAAGUACAUAUGCUCCUGGAAAAUUCCCAACAUACAUUCCAGGUGUCAUGGUACCUACACCAGCUCCAGGUUUUACAUAUGCACCUAACUUAAUUCCAACACCAGCUCCGGGCAGUACAUAUGCACCAGGUAAAUAUCCAACAUGGAUCCCUGGCAUGGUACCAACACCAGCACCUGGUGUUACAUAUGCUCCCAACUUGAUACCAACACCUGCACCAGGAUAUACAUAUGCACCAGGCAAGUUCCCAACAUGGGUUCCAGGUAUGGUACCAACACCAGCUCCAGGUGUGACAUUUGCUCCAAACAAGAUACCUACACCAGCUCCUGGAUUCACAUAUCCACCAGGCCAGUUCCCAACUUAUGUACCAGGCAUGGUACCAACACCAGCACCGGGUGUUACAUAUGCACCAUGGAAAAUACCAACACCAGCUCCAGGAAGCACAUAUCCACCAGGUAUGUUCCCAACAUGGGUGCCAGGAAUGGUUCCCACUCCAGCCCCAGGUGUAACAUAUGCUCCAAACAAGAUACCGACACCAGCCCCAGGAAGCACAUAUAGACCAGGCUAUUUCCCUACAUGGGUUCCAGGUAUGGUUCCAACACCAGCACCAGGUGUGACAUAUGCUCCAAAUAAAAUACCAACACCAGCUCCAGGCAGUACAUAUGCACCAGGCAAGUUCCCAACAUGGGUUCCUGGCAUGGUUCCAACACCAGCCCCAGGCUACACAUAUCCUUCUUUCUUGGUUCCUACACCAGCACCAGGUAUGACAUAUGCUCCAGGAAAAUUUCCAACAGUGUUACCAAGUGCAUACCCAACACCAGCACCAGGCCAGACAUUCCCAACAUGGCAUCCAGGUAUGGUUCCAACUCCCAAACCAGGACAGACCUAUGCACCAAACUUAAUUCCAACACCAGCUCCAGGAAUAACAUAUGCUCCUAACCAGUUCCCAACAUAUAUUCCAGGAAUGGUACCAACACCAGCUCCAGGUCAGACUUUUGCACCAUGGUUAGUACCUGGAUUCACCCCAGCACCAGGAAGUACCUAUCCACCAUUCAAGUAUCCAACAUGGGUACCAGGAAUGAUCCCAACACCAGCACCAGGUGUCACAUAUGCUCCAGGAAAGAUUCCAACUCCAGCACCAGGACAAACAUAUGCACCAGGGUUCUACCCAACCUGGGUACCAGGAAUGGUUCCAACACCAAUGCCAGGACAAACUUUUGCUCCAAAUAAAAUACCAACUCCAGCACCUGGAAGUACUUAUGCUCCAGGUAAAUUCCCAACAUGGGUUCCAGGCAUGGUUCCAACACCAGCACCAGGUGUAACAUAUGCACCAAACAUGAUACCAACUCCUGCACCAGGAAGAACUUAUGCCCCUGGAAAAUACCCUACAUAUGUACCAGGCAUGGUACCAACACCAGCACCAGGUGUGACAUAUGCACCAAACAUGAUACCAACACCAGCUCCAGGAUCCACUUAUGCACCAGGCAAGUUCCCAACAUGGGUUCCAGGCAUGGUUCCAACACCAGCACCAGGUGUAACUUAUGCACCAAAUAUGAUUCCUACACCAGGUGGUGGCGGCACAUAUGCUCCAUUGAAAUACCCAACAUGGGUACCAGGUAUGGUGCCCACACCAGCACCAGGAGUAACAUAUUCUCCAGAAAAGAUUCCAACUCCACACCCAGGCUAUACAUAUGCUCCAGGCAAAUUCCCAACAUAUGUUCCAGGCAUGGUCCCAACUCCAGCUCCAGGCAUGACAUAUGCACCUAAUAUGAUACCAACACCAGCACCUGGAUUCACAUAUGCUCCAGGAAAAUUCCCAACAUACAUUCCAGGACUCAUGGUUCCAACACCAGCACCAGGAGUUACAUAUGCACCAAACAUGAUACCAACACCAGCCCCCGGAAGUACAUAUCCACCAGGAAUGUUCCCUACAUAUGUUCCAGGCAUGGUGCCAACACCUGCACCAGGAGUUACAUAUGCACCUAAUAUGAUACCAACACCUGCACCAGGAAGAACCUAUGCCCCAGGACAAUACCCUACAUAUGUACCAGGCAUGGUACCAACACCAGCUCCAGGUGUAACAUAUGCACCAAACAUGAUACCAACUCCUGCACCAGGAAGAACUUAUGCCCCUGGAAAAUACCCUACAUAUGUACCAGGCAUGGUACCAACACCAGCACCAGGUGUGACAUAUGCACCAAACAUGAUACCAACACCAGCUCCAGGAUCCACUUAUGCACCAGGCAAGUUCCCAACAUGGGUUCCAGGUAUGGUACCAACUCCAGCUCCAGGAUAUACUUAUCCUCCAUUCUUGGUACCUACACCAGCACCAGGUAUGACAUAUGCUCCGGGUAAAUUCCCAGUGAUCACUCCAAGUGCAUACCCAACACCAGCACCAGGCCAGACAUUCCCAACAUGGCAUCCAGGUAUGGUUCCAACUCCCAAACCAGGACAGACCUAUGCACCAAACUUAAUUCCAACACCAGCUCCAGGAAUAACAUAUGCUCCUAACCAGUUCCCAACAUAUAUUCCAGGAAUGGUACCAACACCAGCCCCAGGACAAACAUUUGCACCAUGGUUGAUACCAGGAUUCACCCCAGCACCAGGAUCUACCUAUCCACCAUUCAAGUACCCAACAUGGGUACCAGGAAUGAUCCCAACACCAGCACCAGGUGUCACAUAUGCUCCAGGAAAGAUUCCAACUCCAGCACCAGGACAAACAUAUGCACCAGGGUUCUACCCAACCUGGGUACCAGGAAUGGUUCCAACACCAAUGCCAGGACAAACUUUUGCUCCAAAUAAAAUACCAACUCCAGCACCUGGAAGUACUUAUGCUCCAGGUAAAUUCCCAACAUGGGUUCCAGGCAUGGUUCCAACACCAGCACCAGGUGUAACUUAUGCACCAAAUAUGAUUCCUACACCAGGUGGUGGCGGCACAUAUGCUCCAUUGAAAUACCCAACAUGGGUACCAGGUAUGGUGCCCACACCAGCUCCUGGUGUGACAUAUGCUCCUAACAUGAUUCCAACUCCAGCUCCAGGAUAUACAUAUGCUCCAGGCAAAUUCCCAACAUAUGUUCCAGGCAUGGUACCAACACCAGCUCCAGGUUACACAUAUGCUCCUAACAUGAUACCUACUCCAGCACCAGGAAUGACAUAUGCUCCAGGAAAAUACCCAACAUGGGUACCAGGAAUGAUUCCUACUCCAGCACCAGGUGUUACUUUUGCACCUUGGUAUGUUCCAACACCAGCUCCACACAGCACAUAUGCUCCAGGGAAAUUCCCAACAUGGGUUCCAGGUAUGAUUCCUACACCAGCACCAGGUGUUACUUAUGCACCCAACAUGAUUCCAACUCCAGCUCCAGGAUAUACAUAUGCUCCAGGCAAAUACCCAACAUAUGUACCAGGCAUGGUACCAACACCAGCACCAGGCCGUACCUUUGCUCCUAACAUGAUACCAACACCAGCACCUGGAUUCACAUAUGCACCAGGAAAAUUCCCUACAUAUAUUCCAGGCCUUAUGGUACCAACUCCAGCACCAGGGUUUACCUAUGCACCAAACAUGAUUCCAACACCAGCUCCUGGAUACACAUAUGCACCAGGCAAAUACCCGACAUGGGUUCCAGGAAUGGUUCCCACACCCGCACCAGGCUACACAUAUUCUCCUGACAAAGUACCAACACCUGCUCCAGGAGCAACAUAUGCUCCAGGAAAGUUCCCAACACCAGCACCAAAUCCUUAUCCAGUACCAACUGCUCUUCCAGGAACAUUCCAGGGAUCUGGUGUCAAUGGAAACAAAUCUGGAUGUGUACAUUAUGGUGUUGUAUAUAAUGCUGGUCAAACAUGGAAGGAUGGCUGUAAAUAUGAUUGUGAAUGUUUAGAUGACCAUACUGGUAGAUACGAAUGCAAAGAAAGAUGUCCAUUGUUCUUGAACAUCCCAUCUUAUUGCCGAUUGGUAGUUGAUCCAAAUGAUGCUUGCUGUAAGAUACCAGUGUGCCAGAAACCAACACCAGCUCCUGUUCCAACCCCAUCCCCACAACCUCAGCCAACACCAGCACCUGUACCUGGAGUAUCAACACCACAACCACAGUCUGUCUCAGGCGUGCCAGGUGUCAUUUCAGGCUCAGGCACUCAACCUACACCAAAGAUUGGCAGUUUCACCUCUAAACCAAGUGAGGGCUGUGUGAUGAAUGGUGUACACUAUGUAGCUGGUCAGAGUUGGUACAACGGCUGUGACCAGAAAUGUGUGUGCGAAGAUGGAAAGACUCAUUUCUACAGAUGUUAUGACAGAUGUGCCAAGUUCCCAACAAUACCAACUGGCUGUAAAAUGGUACCAGACCCGAAGGAUCCAACCUGCUGUGAGGUUCCACAAUGUAUACCAAUCCCAGGACCAGGAAAGACUCUCCCAACAGGAGGUCCACAGACUAUUACCGGAGUACCAGGCGUGAUCUCAGGCUCAGGAACUCCACCAGCACCAACCCCAGAUGUCAAUGGCUUCACCUCGGCUCCCAAGAAUGUAUGCGUGUAUCAAGGUAGAAUGUACACACAAGGACAGAAAUGGCAAGACGGAUGCAAGUACGACUGUAUCUGUACAGAUGGUAUGACCGGCAAAUAUGAAUGUACCGAAAGAUGUGCUGCCUUCCCAUUGGUUCCACCAGAGUGCAAGUUACAGAGAGAUCCAAAUGACGUCUGCUGUUUUGUACCAGUCUGUGACUACAACCAGACAUCACCAACACUACCAGCACCAGUUUCUCCAGGAGUAUCCACACAGUUACCUCCCCUACCACAAUCAUUCUGUGUAUACAAGGGAGUACCAUAUAGUCAGGGACAAACUUGGGAUGAUGGAUGCCAAAAGAAAUGUCGUUGUGAUGAUGCUGACAACAAUAUCUAUACUUGCUUUGACAGAUGCAAGUCCUACAACAACCUGGGCACAGGCUGUACAAUGGUUAUUGAUCCAACUGAUGCCUGCUGCCAGGUACCAAGAUGUACAUACAUUCCUACACCAGCUCCACAACCAGGAACCACUGUCAAUCCACCAACCGUCUGCCCAUACCCAAUGCCAACAGCGGUACCAGGUGUAAUCAGCGGAGGUCCACAACCAGACCCCGUCACUGGAGUCUUACCAUCAAAUGUUGGAUAUUGUGAGUACAAGGGAACCCAAUACAGACAAGGACAGAGCUGGGAUGAUGGUUGCUCAUUUGUUUGUUCAUGUAUAGAUUCUAGCAGCGGACAAUACCAAUGUACUGAGAAAUGUCCACGCUAUGUUGGCCUACCAUCCUACUGUACAAUGGCCCAGGAUCCAAACAACAAAUGUUGUACAAAACCAGCCUGCAAUGUUUGCCCACACACCCCAGCACCUGUUACUGGUGGCCCAGCUCCUCUUUCAACACCAGCACCUAAAGAAGUUUGUGUUAUGAAUGGUAAACAGUAUACAACUGGACAGAAAUGGUACGUCGGUUGCGACAAAUACUGCGUCUGUGACGACGGAAAGACUGGCGCAAUUAGCUGUAAUGACAGAUGUCCAAGUUAUCCACAACAACCUGGUUGCACCAUGGUACCUGAUCCAAGAGAUCCCGUCUGCUGUUUGACUCCCAGUUGCCCAGGCAACACAGGAGUGUUUGGACAGGUUAAUGGUUCAGGAACACCAGCUCCACAGAUGAUUCCAAGCCCACAACCAGGAUCCACAUUUGUUCCUCCUUCCCAGCCACCAAAGGUGUGCGUAUACAAGGGUACAAUGUACACUCAAGGACAGAAAUGGCAAGAUGGUUGCCAGUUUGAAUGUGUUUGUGAUGAUGCCAUGUCUGGUCAUUACCACUGUACUGACAGAUGUCCACGAUACCCGAGCCUGCCAUCUUCAUGCACUCUUGUGUAUGAUCCUAUUAACCCAUGUUGCAAGAAACCUGAAUGCCCCACUACCCCAGUACCUAUGCCAGGUCAGUCGCCAACGCCAAAUCCAAACCCCACACCAGCUACACAGUUCUGUGUGUACCAAGGUGUGCCAUUGAGACAGGGUCAGACAUUCAACCAGGGUUGUGACAAGGUCUGUAAAUGUGAAGAUGCUAUGACAGGAAAGAUUACAUGUGAUGAUAGAUGUCCAACUUACCCAGCACUGACACCUAACUGCACAUUGACCACUGAUCCCAAUGACCAGUGUUGCCAGAUCCCACAAUGCACCACAAAGACAGGUGUCGUAGGUGUGCCAGGUGUCAUCUCCGGCUCAAACCUACCAACAAACAACCCAUACAACCCAGGAACUACCGGUAACAGAAAUGGCUGUGUGUAUGGUGGAAACGUGUACACACAAGGUCAGACAUGGGAUGAUGGAUGUACGUACACAUGUGAAUGUCUCGAUGCAUCAACUGGUAGAUACAGAUGUACUGAAAAGUGUCCAAGGAAUCCACCUCUACCAUCCUUCUGUACUUUGACCCAGGACCCAAUGAACAAGUGUUGCCAGAAACCAUUCUGUCAACCACCCACUGUGCCACCAUCACCCAGCAGUGUACCCAAUCCAUCAGCAACACCUGCCCCACCACAAAAUGUGUGUGUAUACAAGGGAAGCACCUAUCAACAAGGUCAACAAUGGUAUGAUGGUUGUGACUAUAUUUGCAGAUGUGAAGAUUCAGGCAAGAACUUCCACAACUGCAAGCAAAGAUGUGCCAAGUUUGACAGCAUUCAGCCAGGUUGCACACUUGUACCCGACCAGAAAGAUCCAACAUGUUGCCAGAGACCAAGCUGUCCACUCUUGCCACCCACAGGACCAAAUCCAACCCCCGGAAUUAUCACUGCUGCCCCACAACCUGGUGGUGUUAUCACAGGUGUCAACCCCACACCAAGCCCAGGAAGUACCAAUCCAGGAACAAGAAAGGGAUGUGUCUAUAAGGGUCAAGUGUUCCAUCAAGGAGACAAGUUUGAUGACGGUUGUGAUUAUGAAUGUGAAUGUCUUGAUGAAAAUACUGGACAAUACAAAUGUGUUGAGAAAUGCCAGAAAUAUUCCUCUAUACCAAAUGAGUGUGUUCUUGUACAAGAUCCCAAGAAACCUUGCUGCCAGGUACCAUUCUGUGACUUCACCAACCCAACACCAUUCCCAGGAGGUGUACCAACCCCUGCCCCCGCCCAAACACCAUCACCUAAACCAGGUGUAAUCACGGUAGCACCAUACAUUAUACCUGGUGUGACCAAUACACCAAGACCAGGUGUGAACCCCUCACCAACUCCAGGUCCAACAUUUACAACUGCCAAACCACAAGGUUACUGUGUAUACAAGGGUGUAUACUACACACAAGGACAGACAUGGGACGAUGGUUGUGAUAAGAGAUGUAGAUGUGAAGAUGUAAUGAAGGGCUACUACACAUGCAACCAAAGAUGUGCGUCCUACCCAGUUUCAUCAUGCCCAUUGAAGGCCGACCCAGCUGACUCCUGUUGUUUGAUUCCUGACUGCAACACUGGCAAGAUUCCAACACCAAUGCCAACACCAGGUCCCGGUCAGUCUACCAUCAAUCCUUUCAUCACACCUAAACCAAUCUCUGGAUCAUUCACUGGAAACAGUGGUGGAAACCCUGUUGUUGUUCCAUUCCAACCAGGAACCGGAAGUACCGGGUCUUCACCUGCGUGUGUAUACAAGGGUAUGAUCUACACACAAGGACAACAAUGGAAUGAUGGAUGUAGCUAUGUCUGUGAAUGUGUGGACGCCUCACGAGGACAAUACAAAUGCAAUGACAGAUGUCCAAAAUAUCCUUACCUACCACCACAAUGCCACUACAAACAGUCCACCACUGAUGCUUGCUGCCAGGAACCAGAAUGUAACACUUAUAUUCAACCAUCAACUCAAGCUCCUGUAAUCACUGUACAACCGGGAACCGGUGUAGGUCCAAGUGGAACUGGUCCAACUAUUAAACCAUCAACUGUGUGUGUAUUCACAAAUGGCAUGCAAUAUGCUCAGGGAGCCACAUGGCAAGAUGGUUGUGACAAGGACUGCAGAUGCACUGAUGCUGCAAAGAACAUCUUUGAAUGUACAGAGAAAUGCCCAGUUUACUCUAGUCUGCCAUCAUUCUGUACUUUGAUUCCUGAUCCAAGCAACACUUGCUGUAAGAAACCACUCUGUACAUUACCAAGUGGCCAGACAUUGUCACCAGUAUCUGGAACUGCCACCCCACCACCACACUCACUCCAGGUCCUUCCUGUUGGCACUCAUGUUGUCAUCAACGGCUACAGCAAACCACAACCAGGACAAAUGAUCUCCGGUGGUAGAGACCAGUGUGUAUACAAGGGCUCUCUGCACACUCAGGGAACAUCAUGGGAAGAUGGCUGUAAAUUUAUAUGUACCUGCGAGAAUGGUAAAACAGGAAUGUACAGAUGUACCUCCAAGUGUCCAGAAUAUCCACAGCUACCAAACUACUGUAAAUCUGUGACAGUACCAGGUCAGUGUUGCCCAACACUGACAUGUGAUAUUCCAGGCUACGGCACAUACAACCCAGUACCACAGCUGGUACCCACACCACGACCAUCCAAUUCUCCAUCAGGCUCCACACCAGAUCCACAGAUCAUUGUAAUGCCACAAAAUCCAGUAAGCGGAGGUCACUAUCCAGGAGGCGGAUAUUACCUACCUAAUGCCACAAGACCAGAUGUAACCGGUUCUAUCAGAGACAAAUGCGUGUACAAGAAUCAACUAUACAACCAAGGAGAGACAUGGAAUGAUGGUUGUGAUUAUAAAUGUCAGUGUAUGGAUAGUAGGACAGGAUACUAUGUUUGUAACCCACUUUGCCCAGUUUACAACAAUUUACCGUCUAACCAGUGCUACUUGGUGAAGGCAGACGGUCAAUGUUGUUCUCAGCCAAUGUGUUAUGAUCCAAACAAGAAGGAAGUUGUUAAUCCACUGACCAGUAGCUCAGUGUUCCCAGUUGUGGGCACCUAUACUGGUGGCUUCACUGGCUUCAGACCAUACUCAUCACCUGGACAAACAAGUGGACAAAGCAAUGCUUGUGUCUACAAGGGUACUGUUUACGGUCAAAAUGCUAAAUGGGAUGAUGGGUGCGACUUUACAUGUACUUGCUUAGAUGAAAAACAAGGAAUGUACUCAUGCUCUGCCAAAUGUCCAGUGUAUACCAACAUUCCACCAGUAUGUAGACUAGAGGCUCAGACUGGAAGCUGCUGUAAGAGAGUGGUAUGUAACACAAACCCUGGCGUUACCAGACCACCUGGACUAACACCAAACCCACCAACCACAGCACAGCCUAUAGUCGACCCACUUUGCCAUGACAAUAUAAACAACUGUAAGGAUUAUGGAAAGGACGCUUGUGGCUCCAUUUACAAGGACUGGGCGACAAGAAACUGUCCAAUGACAUGCCAAAUUUGCUACCCAAGUUUCACAACACCACAGCCACAGUGUAUUGACAAACUGUCCGACUGUAAGGACUAUGGCUUACAGGCAUGUUCUGGCAUCUACGAACCAUGGGCACAAGAUAACUGCAGGAAGUUCUGCGGUCUCUGUGCAACCACAGCACCACCAUUCUCUGGACAGCCAGUUAUAACAACGCCAUCUCCAUCUGGUCCAUGUGUGGAUAACCUACCAUCGUGUAAACUACUUGACACAAGCUUCUAUUGUAGUGGGGAAUAUUAUGGCUAUGCUCUUCAGAAUUGUAGGAAGACAUGUAACCUGUGUAAUGAAACAUUGACAACAACAACUGUUCCUGCACCAGUCACUGCUGAUGCAUCUAAAUGGAUGCUCUUCCUUAAGGGUGUUGCUGGGGCAACUGGUCCAGAUCUUUACCAGUUGUGGCACUCAAGCCAGACAAUGAACCCGAAUGUACCACAGGCCCAAACCCUUACCUCUGAAUUCAAGGGCCAUUACAAACCAGACUAUUCUAACCACUGGAAGGAUCUCUGCAUUGACAAGGUCAAGGUAGCAAUCUACAAUAAUGGUGUCGAGAAGGCAAAUAUUAUUUUCAAUGCAGUUGGUGCUGACAAGAACAGCUGGUUCACUUCUGACAGGAUUAUUUCCUCAACAUGGACAGAUAUUAAGACAGCCCAGAAAGAAAUCUUCAGUCUUGCAGGUGAUGCAAAUACUGGCAGAGAGUUCUAUGUUAGUGGUCAGUCAUCAAAGACAGACAAUUGUGACUCUUUCGGCUGGAUCAUGGUCUCAACCAAAUCCUCUUGCUUCUAUGAAGCCGGUGACAAGAAACCAACUUUCUACUAUGCUCCUGGAACCAGCCAGGCUCAUUGGGGAUUCACCAAUCCUGGUACUGGUGAUGUAUUUGCUAUCCAGGCCCAUUCUCAAUGUCCACCAGGAAGCGUAAUUACCCAAGGUCCCGCAUCCGGAACCGGCCCAACGCAAGCAGCAGUAUGUGAAUAUAAGAAUAAACAAUACACUCAAGGCCAGCACUGGACUGAUGGUUGCCAGUAUAACUGCAGCUGCGAGGAUGCUGCCAUAGGCUACUACAGAUGUAGAAACCUAUGUCCACAGUACUUAAACAUUCCACCAGGUUGUAAACUUGUGACCAAUCCCGGUGAAUGUUGUGCUAAACCAGAUUGUGGUACACUUACCCUGUCUACAAUGAAACCCCAGAUUGUAGUUGGCGGAACAACAUUCUGUACAUACAAGGGACAAUAUUACACUCAGGCUCAGACAUGGAAUGAUGGUUGCAGUCAGUCAUGUACCUGUACAGAUGCUGAUAGAGGAAUGUACUCUUGCAGAGCUGUAUGUUUGAACUGGAAUAACUUACCUAGCAUCUGUCACUUGGAGGACCCAGCCCCACCACUCUGCUGCCAACAACCUAAGUGCCCAAGUGGUGUCAUUAUCAACAUUCCAAAGGCAUACAAGGACCAAUAUCCAGGAUACAGUUAUGUUUAAAUAAAAUCAGACAAUGUAAAUUCUUAACAUUACCUGAUAUUUAUAAAAUGCUUUAUAUUUAUGAAUGAAUUUGAUUUUAAUAAAAGUAAAUUGUAUUAACAUAUCAAA